AGUACACGAAAUUGUAGGUUUACAGUUAUGCUCUUUACUUUUACAAAAUAUAACGAAUGAUUCUGUUCAAGUAUGUACAUACUUUUUAGCAGAGGUUGGAGAAUUAUAUACUAAUAUUUGUAGAAAGGGGUUAGAUAUUAUUUUUGAUAGACUUAAAGAUAUUAUUCAAGAGGGACAAAUUAAUAUAAAAACUCAAUAUGAUAUUGAAAAAUUAUGGAAUUAUAGAAAAAAUAAUUUUAAAGAUUUCCCAUCGGUUCAUGAUGAUUUAAAUUUAAUUGAUGAAGAGGAUAAAAUAGUACAUGAGAUUGAUAUAUUGGAUGAGAGUUUUAAUAGUCAGGAAGAAUUAAAUAUAUUUAGAGAAGUUCCUUAUGAACAAUAUGAAGAGGAGGAAAAUGAAUGGAAAAAUAUAUCGGAAGAAUUGUUAUUUGGAGACGAUUCAGCAGAUGAGAAAAAAAACAAAAAAACAAAAAAACAAAAAAAAAAAGAAAAAAAUGAAAGCGAAAGUGAAAACGAAAGUGAAAGUGAAAGUGAAAAAUUAGGUGAUGAUGAUUUAGACGAAAAAGACGACGAAAAUAAUAAUAGCAGUGAAGAUAGUGAAGCCGAAAAAAGUGAUAGUAAUGAUGAGGAUGAGGGUGAGGAUGAAAAUAAUGAUAGCGAUAAUAAUGAAGAAAUACAUGAUAUGACUGAACAAUAUUUAAUAAAUUUAAGAAAAAAUGUAUAUUUAUCAAUAAUGUCAUCAUUAAGUUAUGAAGAAUGUGUUCAUAAAUUAUUAAAAUUAAAUAUUAAAAAAGGGUAUGAAAUAGAAAUAUGUAAUAUGUUAAUAGAUUGCUGUUGUAUGGAAAAAACAUUUCAAAAAUUUUAUGCCUUACAGGCAGAAAGAUUAUGUAAAUUAAAAAAAAUUUAUCAAGAAAAUUUCGAAAAGUGUUUUGAUAACUCAUUUAAUACAGCUCAUAGAUUAGAAACAGCUAAAUUAAGAAACUGCUCAAAAUUUUUUGCACAUUUAUUAUAUACGGAUGCAAUAUCUUGGAGUAUUUUUAAAAUUAUUAAAUUAACAGAAGAAGACACAACAUCAUCAACAAGAAUAUUUAUUAAAAUCUUAUUACAAGAAUUAACAAAUAAUUUAGGACUACAAACAUUUUAUCAUAAAAUAAAUCACCCAGCUAUAUCGCCAUUUUUAAUAGGAUUAUUUCCUACAAACAAUGCACAAAAUAUAAGAUUCUGUAUUAACUUCUUUACAGCCAUAGGUUUAGGGGCCUUAACAUCAUCAUUGAGGAAGUUAUUGUUAACCUAA
Molecule: messenger RNA, 1291 nt
Organism: Plasmodium reichenowi
Lineage: Eukaryota; Apicomplexa; Aconoidasida; Haemosporida; Plasmodiidae
Product: cell cycle control protein, putative
Exons: 1
Biological process (GO): mRNA splicing, via spliceosome
Cellular component (GO): catalytic step 2 spliceosome
Molecular function (GO): RNA binding
Source: RefSeq, a predicted model, not a curated record